AUGAAUAAUCCUGAAAUGCCGUAUUUCCCACAAGCAAACUACUCUAGAAAUUCAAUACCAAAUGCCAACUGGAAUGAUUUCUCGCAUGAAAGCCCACUCAAGCAACAGCAUUUGUUAAACAACAAUGAGGGCACCCCAGAAGCUAAUCGGGGAUUAACACAAUCAACAACAGAUCUUUAUCAAUAUCCGGUUUAUCCUAAUACUCUCAGUUGUAUGGAAGGACGUAAUUCAAAUCAAUCCUUUCAGAAUUCUACACCAUCAUCUGGGUUAUUCACUAUUCCUUCAGGAACUCAAAAUCAGCAACUAAAUUGCUCGGUUCCACAGCUUGUAUCAGCAACUCCAUCUGAUUAUGGUAUAAAUGGUCUGCCUGUUACUACCAAUAAUACGAAUUUAGCGUACAUACCCACCACCAGGCCUACAUCAGGUUUUCUUCAUCCGCCUCGGCCGUAUGAAACAAAUCCACAUUUGCAGUCUUUUCCAACCACAAAUACUAUUUCCAAUUCAUCCUUUCAUGCAAGUUCUUACUCGGAUUUUAAUGCAUCUAAUCAACACAAUCCGUCGGUUUAUAGUCCCCUACAUUCACCUAUUAUGGAAAAUAAUCAGGUCUAUACUUCACAAGGUGGUUCUACUUCAGUGUGUGACUACACUGGUUAUUCUCAGCCUCCGAACUUCGAGUGUCGUUCAUCCGUCCCGUUAAAUUCAGGUGGUCACUCCACAUCAGAGUUUACCAACAUGCAGGCAGUUUCUCAAGUUUAUGGUGAGCAACAACAGCAUUCAUCUCUUAAUCCUCAAUUUGAUAAACCUAGUCCCGUGUUGCCCACAAAUCCAAGAACACUUACUCCUGGACAGAAUGUACUACCUUCCACAACAGCUUAUAAUAUGGACCCAUCUGUUAAAUCGCCUAGUCUCUACCCACCACAUGUCACGAAUGAGGCGCAUGCGAUUUCGAAUUCUGUCGGAUCGUAUGGAAUGACUCCACCAUUACCUCCAGUUCCCAUGAUGACCAAUAAUACAACACAUCAAAAUCACCCGCAACCACCUCUUCCAAGACCUGGAAAUACGCUACAGUCUGCCACACCUCGACAUACAGCUUAUGAACAAUCCGGUGUUUUUCGAACACCAGGAACUGCAGCGUCUGUAUCUGACUGGAACAGUUUAAAAACACCAAUCAACCUUCUUCAAGAACGUUGUUUGUUACCAUCAGAUGGACCUGAUCUACCACCCAAACCUGCAUUGACUACUCCAAUUAAUUGUGAUCAAGACGUGAUGCGAUGUACGUUAACAAAUGUUCCAUCAACUUCAAAACUUUUGACUCAGUGUCGUUUACCUCUUGGUCUUGUUAUGCAUCCGUUUCGAGAUAUGAGUAGUCUACACACUAUUAGUUCAACUACCAUAGUACGUUGUAGAUCUUGUCGUACUUAUAUCAACCCGUUCGUACAGUUUAUGGAUUCCGGUCGACGCUGGAGGUGUAGUGUUUGCUUUCUGGCUAAUACUAUCCCAGAUGAAUUUUACUAUGACCCUGGAACUCAAACUUAUGGUGACCCUUCUAGAAGACCUGAAAUUCGUUCUGCUACUGUAGAAUUUAUUGCGCCUUCAGAAUAUACAGUUCGUCCUCCUCAACCGGCUACUUACCUUUUCUGUUUUGAUGUCAGUCAUAAUGCGAUUGCUACUGGUUAUUUACAGCUUGCUUGUAAACGUUUAGAAGCGUUGAUUGAUCGGAUCCCAGGUGACUGCAGACGUCAAAUAGCCUUUAUGACCUUUAAUUCUAGUGUUCACUAUUACAAACUUUGCGGGGAAACUAUGAGAAUGUUAAUUUGUCCUGAUUUAGAGGAAAUAUUUCUACCUGAUGAUGAAGGUUUGAUUAAUAGAGUUGAAGAUUCGGCUGAUUCACUACGCGAUUUUCUUCUGCAUUUACCUGAAAAUUUUAUUGGUACAAAUGAUACAGGAAAUUGUCUCGGAUCUGCUUUACAGGCUGCUCUGAAGCUGAUUGGUGCAGUAGGUGGUCGGAUAACCGUAUUCACUACUUGUCUACCAACAGUUGGUUCAGGUGCUCUCAGUUUGCGAGAAGAACCAUGUGAUCGGAGUUCAGUCGACGUGAAGCACUUGGGCCCAUCAACUGACUUCUAUAAAACAUAUGCUUUGGAUUGUUCACAUAAACAGGUAGGAGUUGAUAUGUUUAUUUUCAAUUCUCAAUAUUGUGACAUUGCCACAAUAUCUGGAGCUAGUCGAUAUUCAAGUGGAACAGUUCAUCAUUAUCCAGACUUUUAUUAUACACCAGAUGAGGAUGAACAUAUAUUACACACUGAUGGUAAAACUCUUAAUGUUACGUCAGAUGAUUUUAAUAAACAACAAAAAAAUGUAUGUGUUGGAGUGGAACAAUUUCGUCGAGAUUUCGACCGGUAUUUAACCAGAAAACUUGGCUUUGAAGCUGUUAUGCGUAUUCGAUGUACUCAAGGUUUAGCUAUUCAGACUUUCCAUGGUUCGUGUUUUGUACGUUCUACGGACUUGAUUGCUUUACCAAAUGUGAGCCCUGAUUCUGGUUAUGCUGUCCAGUUAGAUUUAUCUGAAAGCUUAGAAAAAUGUGCUACAGUCUGUUGCCAAGCUGCUGUAUUAUAUACGUCAUCGAAAGGUGAUCGUCGCAUUCGUGUACAUACUUUAUGCUUACCAGUUGUACACACAGCAACUGAAGUAUUUCAAGGAGCAGAUCAAGGUGCAAUAGCUUGUCUUCUAAGUAAAAUGGCUGUUGAUCGAACGAUAUCUUCUGGUCUUUCAAACGCUAGAGAAGCUUUAGCGAAUGCUGUAGCAGAUGCUUUAUCAGCAUAUGCUACCACUUCUGGUAUUACACUUAAUAGUAACUCAACAGCUUACGGUCUACCUUGUCCACCGAAUCUACGACUACUUCCUUUGUAUAUUUGUGGUUUGCUUCGUUUUAAAGCUUUCAGAGUUGGAGUAACAACACGUUUAGAUGAUAGAUCAGCUGCUCUAGAGCGAAUUAAAACUGCUCCUCCUACUGAUUUAUUAACUUUAAUAUAUCCAAAGUUAUAUGCUGUACAUCGUUUCGUUUCAAAACCUUUGUCUUCUCAUACAACCCUUGCACAAAAAGCUGCUAGUCUUCGUUUAGUUGAUCAUGAUGACGACCAACGUCCUUCUGAUUGUGAUGGAACAUCUUCUUCAAAUGGAAGUGAAAGUAAUUCAGAAGCUGACCAAUUACCAUGUCAAUUACACUUGUCCGCUCAAUAUAUUACACGAUCUGGUGUAUUUUUAUUGGAUACUGGCGAGCUUUUAUUACUAUUAGUUGGCUGUGGUGAAGAUGUUUCUCCAGGAUCAAACAAUGAUUCUGACAUUUUACGUCAACUUCUUGGUAUUUCAUCACCACGUCAACUUCCUGCACAAGGUGGUCCUUUCAUAUUACCACCCAUUAAUUUAUCUAAUGAAAAACAAAAUACAAUUACUAAUGAUAAUACUUCUAUUCCAAUUGGUCGUCGUAGGUUAUCUGCUCUAAUAAACCUGAUUCGAAGACGUCGACCAAUUAAUAAUGCUUUAGUUCUUAUGCGUCAUGAUUCAUCGUCAAAUCUUAGAUCACUUUUCUUAUCUUGUAUGGUUGAAGAUAAAACAGAAUCAGCUCCAUCGUAUCAGGAAUUCCUUCAAAUGAUUCAGAAUUUAGUCAGAACAUGA
Schistosoma guineensis is the source of this 3675-nucleotide messenger RNA. The record is from the annotation of a GenBank genome assembly. Lineage: Eukaryota; Metazoa; Platyhelminthes; Trematoda; Strigeidida; Schistosomatidae.